Molecule: messenger RNA, 1847 nt
Organism: Drosophila biarmipes
Lineage: Eukaryota; Metazoa; Arthropoda; Insecta; Diptera; Drosophilidae
Gene: Obp83cd
Exons: 3
Coding region: 1041-1784 (247 amino acids)
Biological process (GO): sensory perception of smell
Molecular function (GO): odorant binding
Source: RefSeq, a predicted model, not a curated record
UAAAUUCGUGGAAGUGGAAGCAACGCGGUUGUUUUCGUGACGGUUUGGCCGAUCUGGCAGAACCACUUUGGAGUUAUUUGCUGUUUUGCCCACUUGCAAUUGCGUCGAUGAAGAUCUCUUCAUCGGACUGGGAUGAGGCGACGCGUUUUGUUAAACAUGUUUUGCUCACUGGCAGAGCCCGGUACCCAAAACCCGAAUCCGGUUGCUCAAAAUGCGUAAAGUGGGACGAUGUCGCUCCUUUGCAAGCCGGCCGACCAGAAAAGACAUUUUUAAAAGCCCGACGAGUGGCCGGGCCAAAUGCCAAAACAAAAACACCAAAUCAAUUAACGGCAUUCAAUAGCAGCACAAUCCACAGUCCCAGCGACUGUUGGCAGGUGUUGAUCAAUAAAAUGCAACUGGGCAGCUGGCCCAUCGCCAUCGAUCUGCGAUCCACGUUGCGUAACUCCUGCCGAGGUUCUUUGCGCAAUCGAGUCCGAAACUUGACCAAGGCGCCUUGAUUAGGGCGUUCUUAUCAGCGCGCUCUAUGUAAGCAGCAGAUUCAACUUGAGGUAGACUAAAAUGGGGUUAUCAUCGGGGAGGGGAACACACUAAAAAUUGAAUCUUUAACGAUGAAUGUAUAUAAAUAUGUACUUUAAAAAAAUUUACAAUACACUUUAGGUUCUUCAGCGCAUAAAUACUUUUUCUAACAAAAGUUACGUUUACGUUACAUACAGUCACGCAUAUAAUAUUUGCCCUUCUUUUCUAAUAAAUGAGGCGGAAAGUCAAUUGCUUAGCUUUCAGUGCGGUAUAAAUAAAACGAAGAAAAAUAGCUUAUUUUGAUUAAAAUAGUUAGUAAAAUGAAUCCGGAAAAAAGCCCUCUAGUUUUUGGCAAAAUAGUGCGUAUGCAACCCUUGAAAUUAUCCGCAGUUAUAAACUUAUCGUUGUAAUUCGACUAAUUUUUUUAAGUGUUUCACAUUGAUGGCAGCGAGGUGGUCUAUGAUUUCGCUUGAGCUUCAGUUCUUAAUCAAGCAAAGAACGCGUAGGAAAGUACUAGAAAAUUUAUGAAUUGUCGAGCCAUGCGAAAGAGGACUGGAAUAUUAGUUGCCUUAUGUCUAUGCCUUUUUGUGGAAAGUCUGGCCUUGCUGCCACACGAGAGCGAGGUCAUCAACAAGUGCAUUCUGAGCUACGGUGGACUUAAUCCGGAGACUGCCGAGCGAUUAGGAAGAUUCAAGGAUUGGGCGGAGGGCUACGAGGAGAUUCCGUGCUUCACGCAGUGUUACCUAGCCGAAAUGUUUGACUUCUACAAUAGCAGCACUGGUUUUGAUAUGGACGCAGUUGUGAGAGCUUUCGGAGAACCCGUCUACACUGCUUGUCAGAGGAAAUUGGAGCUGCCGUUUGGAUCCGGACUGAGUAGCUGUCAACAUGCAUACGAGGGCUUUCACUGCAUCACCAACGCCGAGAACCACCCCUUCACGGUGAUCGACAACAUGGCGAACAUCUCCUUGUCCGCCAAAACAGCGAUGAAGGAGUGCCUUCAGAAUGUUGACCAGGCCAAGUGGAAGCGCUUCGCUGCCUACGGCGAGUAUCCCGUCAUCGAGCCGAUUCCCUGCUACACAAGGUGCUUCCUGGACAAACUGCACCUCUUCGAUCAGCAAACGCGUCUGUGGAAGGUGGGCGCCAUGAGGCAACACCUGGGCGUUCCAGCCAGAGGAGCCUCCAUCAGGUCCUGCCACCUGCAACGCGGCAAGGACCGCUGUGCCACCUACUACAAACAGUUCACCUGCCACGCCCUGGCCCUGGCCUGAGCGAUCGUCUCUCUUCAAAACACAACAAUCGGUUGUUUAAAUAAAUUUAAUAGUGUGCAAAUA